UCAGAGAGAGUUGUUGGAAUGAUCCCUUGAUGGUCCUGUCCCGUACCUUUUUAUGGACUUGUAGUGCAGCUGCCUUGGGCCUCUGCUGGAGGUGGACUUAAGAUGUAGAAUGACUCACAAAAACUGUCCUCUGUGCCUUACAAAUCCAAGUGACACCAGUUGAUCUGCAUCAACACAUUCUCCUGAUCUCUACUGUCUCCAUUAACCAGUGGAGGGUGAUGAGGUUGGUGGGGAGCCUGCAGCUUGUUCUGCUUUUGGCCUUGAUCUCCACAUCCACAGGCCUGAACAUCCCUCUGGAAGUGGAGCAGCCUCCAACCAUAAUAAAACACACACCUGGUCCCAUUAUUGCCCUUCCUUUUGACAUCAACAUUGCUAUCAGUUGUGAAGCCAGAGGCAACCCACCACCACAAUACAGAUGGACAAAAGAUGGAGAAGAAUUUGUCCCUCCCCAUGUAAUGACAAGCAGAACAGACCACCAAGAUGGCACCUUUGUGCUUUACAAAAAGAACCAUGUCCAGUUUCAGGGUAAAUACCGAUGCUACGCUUCCAACAGGCUGGGAACCGCCAUGACGGAGGAGAUAGAACUAAUAGUUCCCAGUGUUCCCAAGUUCCCCAAGGAGAUCAAUUUCCCCAUUGUUGUGAAGGAGGGAGAGCCAAUCAUCCUGGAGUGUAACCCACCAGAAGGCGUGGCCCCACGUCAGAUCUACUGGAUGUCUAUUGGUCUCGAGCACAUUGAGCAGGAUGAGAGGGUUUCUAUGGGCAUUGAUGGCAACCUGUACUUCUCUAAUGCCUUACAGAGUGACAGUCGUGAGGACUACUGUUGCUUUGCCUCCUUCUCCAGAAUACGCACCAUCGUCCAGAAAACCGCCAUGGCUGUCGUGGUCAAGAGAUUGAAACCUGGCAAUGGAUCUGCUGACAGCGGCAAUGCCACUGAAGCCCCCCCAGCGAGGAUACCCAGCCUGCUGCUGCCCUCUGGUGUUCAGUCAGUGAAGGUGCUGUUGAAGGGAGAGGAUCUGCACCUUGAGUGUAUACCAGAGGGAUAUCCCACUCCGAAAAUGAGAUGGAUGAAAAUGGGAGACAAGCUGCCUCCACGGACCAAAUAUACCAACUAUGAAAAGCUGUUUUCCAUACAUGCUGUAAAUGAGAAGGAUGCUGGGAGAUACACAUGCGAAGCCCAAAACUCAGCUGGAAAGGCUGUCCACUACUUUGAUGUAAUAGUGGAAGAGCCGCCAAAGUGGCAGACAGAGCCUCCUCAGAGCCAGCUGACUGUGAUUGGGACUGAUGUUUACAUCAAGUGCUCGGUUAGUGGAACACCACCGCCGGUCAUAACAUGGAGGAGGAAUGGAGAAUUUUUCAGAGAUGAUCCGCAGAGCAACAGGGAGGUGCUUGAUGACAUUGUGGUGCUCCACAACGCCAGAACAGAGGACAGCGGGGUCUACCAGUGUGAAGCCUCCAACAGUCAUGGCACUAUAAUGGCCAACAGUAACAUCAUGGUCAUGAAUAUGGCUCCUCGGAUACUGACAAGGGAACACCAAGAGUAUGCUGUAGUACUAGGAGGGGACAUCGUCAUGAACUGCAGUGUUUUCGGCUCUCCGCCACCCUCCAUCUACUGGGCCAAAGUUGAGACUCCAGAAACCAUUGAUGCAGAACGUAUCUUUCCUCUGAACGGAUCUUUGCAAAUCAUCAGUGCAGAAAAAAACGACAGUGGGGAAUAUGUGUGUGUCGCCUCUAACACGGAGGGCAAGUCAGCUGUCACUGCUGUGCUGGGUGUGAAAGACCCUACAAAAAUAGUACAUCCACCUCAGGAUGUGCAGAUUGUCAGCGGGACCACAGCCCAGCUGGCAUGUCAGGCAGAAUAUGACAAAAGCCUGCAGGGCUCAUUCGACAUGGUAUGGAGGAAGGAUGGUGAGGAGAUCCCACUUGCCCUUGAGGAAAAUUCCAGAUACAUUGUGGAUGAUGAAAUGCUGCAGAUCAUGAAUGUGAACCUGAGUGAUCAGGGAUUAUACACAUGCAUUGCUAGAACCAGCCUGGAUGAGGACAACGCCACUGCACUACUCACCGUGCUGGAUGUUCCAGAUGCUCCAAUUCAUUUAAAAAUAUCUGAACUCAAGAGUCCAAGAAAUGUGCGUCUGUCUUGGGUACCCGGGAGUGAUCACAACAGCUCUGUAACAGAAUUUAUAGUGGAGUACGAGGAGAACCAAUGGGAGCCCGGCAGGUGGAAGGAGCUACAGAAAGUUCCCGGUAACCAGGCAACAGCCGAGCUGGCACUACAUGGACACCUUAACUACCAGUUCAGAGUGUAUGCUGUGAACACUGUUGGACCUGGACCCCCCAGUGAGCCCACUGAGAGAUACAAAACACCCCCUGCUGCUCCUGAGAGGAACCCAGAAAACAUAAAAAUUCAAGGCCAUCUUCCUCAUCAAAUGGACAUUAGCUGGGAGCCACUGCUGCCAAUUGAACACAAUGGCCCAGGCCUUGAAUACAAGGUGAGCUACAGAAAGCUGGAGGUGGAAGAUGUCUGGAGGGAGCAUCUGGUCAAAAGGCACUCUUUUGUCGUGAGGAACACGUCCACUUUUGUCCCCUAUGAGAUAAAAAUUCAGAGCAGGAACAGCCAUGGUUGGGGACCAGAUCCUAAAAUCGCUACGGGGUACUCUGGAGAAGAUGUCGUCUUUUGGCAUUGUCUGCGGGAAAAUGUGUCAGUCCCGACUGCAGCACCACGGGACGUGGCAGUGGAGGUGAUCAACACGACUGUUUUGAGAGUUAGCUGGACCCCGGCUCCACCUGCCACAGUGAGAGGUCAUUUAGGAGGCUACGAUGUUCAGUGGUUGAGGAGACUGAGUUGGAUGAAUCCAAACAAGACUUUAGAUGAGCGCCAGUCCAUGACUUUUCCUGGGAAGAGGAGUCACGUGAUCGUGCCGGGCCUCGAACCUUUUUCAGAGUACAGACUCACUGUCAAUGUUUACAACAAGAAGGGCAAUGGGCCCCACAGUGACCCGGUCACCUUUAGCACUCCAGAGGGAGUUCCUUCACAAGUACCCAUCCUGACUGCCUCCAAUGCCCAGGAAGACUCCAUUUUGCUGGUAUGGGGUCCACCGCUGGAGGCAAACGGCAUCCUCGCUGGUUAUCUCCUGCAGUACCAACUCAUUAAUGAGACCACACUGGAGGUGGUUGACUCUCAGGAGAUUCACAUCACUGGGGCUGACACUACUCAGUGGAAGCUUCAGGGCUUACAGGAGGGCAGCCUCUACCGCUUCGACAUCAAGGCCUGCACUCGAGCAGGUUGCGGACCUCCAUUGGCCCAGGAGAGCCGUCCAAGGGUCCAUGGACGCACAGAACAUUUGUCCCCGACUCCAGCUGUGGCCCCUGUUCAGAGCAUUCCAGCCCUGUUGAACAUAAGCUCGUAUGUGAGUGACACCUUUGCCAAAAUCAGCUGGACUGCCAGAGAAGAGCAGCAGGACUCGGAGCUUUAUGUGGCUUAUAUGAAUAACCGUGAUGGUUACUGGCGGAUUUCAGAGGCCAUAAACGCUUCUCAAAGUUUCCACAUAAUUGAUGGGCUCAAACCUGGGACGGUGUACACUGUACGCCUCAUGGCCAAGAGGCUGCUUGAUAACGCUAGCAUUUUCGAAGAUGUUAUCGAGACCCGAGCCAAAGGUGCUGUGAGUAAGCGGAGUGACUUUUCAACCCAGGGCUGGUUCAUUGGGACCAUGUGUGCUGUGGCACUCCUCACCCUUGUUGCACUCAUGGCCUGCUUUGUGCGGCGAAACAAAGGUGGCAAGUAUGCAGGUACGCCGCCGCCGACCCAGCGACAAGACAUGUUCUCCAUGGAAAAAGUGAAAGAAAAGGAGGACCUCCACCCUGAUGUCGAGUCACAAGAAAUGAAUGAUGACACCUUCUGUGAAUACAGUGACAGCGAAGAGAAGCCACUAAAGGGCAGCAGCCUGUGUUCCCUGAAUGACGCGCUGGGGGACGGCAUCAGCAGAGACAGCCUGGUCGACUACACCGACGGUGGAGGAGAAUUCAAUGAGGACGGUUCAUUUAUCGGAGAAUAUUCCGAUCGCAGGCGCGGAGGCUCUGUUAGCGAGCCCAGCGGACCCAAACCAGUCACUGCAUAAAGCCAGGCUCCAGUUGAAACAGUCUACUUCAAAUCCUUUCAAGAUACUUUUUAAAUUCAGCUUCCUUGGCAUUAAAUAUAGCCUGAAUAGCCAAAUAUAGGGGAAUAAAAAUGACUCAAAUGUGCAGAAGUCUUGGCCAGGAACUGAAACGGAAAGAAAAGAAAACACCAACCACCAUUCAAAUCAGUCUUUGUACAUACUGUAUAAGAGAAUGACCUGUAUCAUUUGAGUUUUUCAAGAUUUUAUUAUUGAUAAUAAAGUGUUUUUGUACCUAUCAGCUACAAUCUUCAGCUUUGUAUAUUGACUGCCUUCUUUCAAAACAGGCAGUUAUAUACAG
Messenger RNA from Centropristis striata (black sea bass), 4449 nucleotides. Its product is annotated as neural cell adhesion molecule L1-like protein. Gene Ontology annotation, molecular function: cell-cell adhesion mediator activity. Bases 219 to 4112 code for a protein of 1297 amino acids. The transcript is spliced from 30 exons. Gene Ontology annotation, biological process: cell-cell adhesion; brain development. The record is from RefSeq and is a predicted model, not a curated record. Lineage: Eukaryota; Metazoa; Chordata; Actinopteri; Perciformes; Serranidae.